Molecule: messenger RNA, 979 nt
Organism: Stylophora pistillata
Lineage: Eukaryota; Metazoa; Cnidaria; Anthozoa; Scleractinia; Pocilloporidae
Product: ketosamine-3-kinase
Source: RefSeq, a predicted model, not a curated record
GACAUGGCGAAAGUAACUUCGAAGGAACUCGGAGAUUUUUUGAAGAAGGAGCUUAAAUGCGAAAAAUGUGAAUCUUUAGGCUUCGCUAGUGGUGGCUGUAUAAGUGAGGGACAAAGUUUUGACAUUGACAAUGGGAAGAUUUUUGUCAAAUUGAAUACCAAGUCGCAGGCGAGAGAAAUGUUCGAUGGUGAAUUCCAGAGCCUUGAAGAAAUUUAUAGGACGGAUACUUUGCGUGUACCCAAGCCAAUAAAGGUGUUACCUCAUCCAGCUGGAAGUGGCGCAGUUUUAGUCGCAGAAUAUCUUGAAAUGAAAAGCUUGAGAAAUUACCAGUCACACCUAGGGACAGACCUUGCAAGGCUUCACCUGGACAAUAUAAACAAAUUAGAAAAAGAAACAUCAGGGGAGAGUAAGAUUGGAGAGAGUCAUAAUCCAACUACAGUUAAAAAAUUUGGCUUCCCAUGCACAACUUCCUGUGGUUACAUUGGGCAAAAUAAUGAAUGGCAUGAUGAUUGGACGAGUUUUUAUACUCGAAGUCGAUUACAAUGUCAGAUGGACCUAAUAGAUAAACAGUAUGGUGACACAGAAACAAGAUCCCUUUGGACAAGACUUAAGCUUAAAAUACCCGAGUAUUUCAAUGGCAUGGACAUUAAACCAUCUCUUCUCCAUGGAGACCUCUGGAGUGGGAAUGUAGCAGAAACAGAGGAUGGUCCAGUUGCAUUUGAUCCAGCAUCUUUCUAUGGGCAUCAUGAAUUUGAUUUAGCAAUAGCAGGAAUGUUUGGUGGUUUUACUAAGGCCUUCUAUGAUGCAUAUCACAAAUUGAUACCAAAAGAAAAAGGAUUUGAGCAAAGGCACCAACUUUAUGUAUUGUUUCAUCAUUUAAACCACUGGAAUCACUUUGGGACAAGUUACAAAUCAUCAUCUUUAUCAAUUAUGCAUGGACUUCUUGGAAAAAGCUAAGAACAUAUGUACCACUUGUGCA